AUGCAGUACCUCGCCGCCAUCGUCGCCGCCGUUGCGCCCCUCGUCGCCCUCAGCGCUGCCGCUCCGGCCACCGACAGCAUGCCCAACGGCUUCGUCAAGCGCGAGGUCGGCCAGGUCACCUUCUGCACCGGCCCCGACAGCACCGGCGACUGCAUGACCCAGACGUAUGCCACCAACCAGUGCAUCGUCCUGCCCGCGCCCUACAACGGCAACGUCCUGACCUUCAUCCCCGACCACGGCAACCUUGUGCGCAUCACCAACUCGGCCGAGACCUGCACCCUGCACGGCGACCUCUUCCUCGAGUUCCCCGGCUCCACGCAGUUCGACGACUACAACGGCGUCGACUACAGCAACGCCACUUCUUUCCUCAUCCAGCGCUGCGAUUCCUGCGCUUAA
Molecule: messenger RNA, 396 nt
Organism: Diplodia corticola
Lineage: Eukaryota; Fungi; Ascomycota; Dothideomycetes; Botryosphaeriales; Botryosphaeriaceae
Exons: 2
Coding region: 1-396 (131 amino acids)
Source: RefSeq, a predicted model, not a curated record